AUGGUUUCAACAAAACACUGGAAAUACCCUGAAAAUGAAGACAUCGUGCUCAAUGCACUCAGAGGCUUAGCUGCCACUAACCCAACGAUCCGUCUUAUACCCUCUGAGAGAGUGGUUUACAGACCAACAGAACAUAAAAACAAAGUCGCCGUCAUUAGCGGUGGUGGAGCUGGUCAUGAGCCGCUUCACUCUGGAUUUGUUGGAGAAAAUCUUUUGGAUGCUGCAGUUUCUGGUUCAAUCUUUGCAUCUCCAUCAACUAAACAGAUCAUGGCUGCCGUCAAGGCUACAGCCAAGAAGGAACAUGGUGCUCUCAUCGUGGUGAAGAAUUACACUGGUGACAUUCUACACUUUGGCUUGGUCGCUGAAAGAGCUAAGCGUGACGGGAUUGAUGUAGAGCUCGUAGUUGUCUCCGAUGAUGUGGCGGUCGGAAGAACCCAAAAUGAAAUGGUUGGCAGAAGAGGAUUGGCCGGAACUGCUCUUGUGCAUAAGAUUGUGGGAGCGGCAUCCAAUACGGGUGCUUCUUUGGCUGAGCUCACCGAAUUGGGCAAGAAAGUCAAUUCUCUGCUUGCUACCAUGAGUGCUUCAUUGGCCAGAACCUCAGUUCCUGGCAGAAAAGCCGAAGAAGACGACCAGGACGAUGAAAACACCGCGGAAUUGGGUCUCGGUAUCCACAACGAACCUGGAGAAAAAAUUGAUAUCCCCGAGAUCAGGAAUCUCGUUCAAACUCUCUACGACAGGAUCCUAGACCCGAAGGAUAAAGAGCGUCAUUACCUCGAGAUCGAAGACGAAGAUGAGUACGUGCUUUUGAUUAACAACAUUGGUGGUACAUCCUCGCUAGAAUUGUACGCAAUUACUCACUUCCUUCUUGAAGGAUGUCCCUUGAAAAAGAAGCCCUCCAGAAUUCUUGUAUCUGACUUUGUCACCUCAUUAAACUCGCCUGGAUUUUCACUUACAAUUAUGAAUCUCAGCAAACUGUCGACAUCUGUCUUUUCCCAAUCGCAAAUUUUGCUGUUCUUGGAUCUCGAGACCGAUGCUCCUGGUUGGAAACCAAAGACGUACGACCAAAAGGCUUGGGAGGAGGUGCGCAAAGAUGAGGGUUCCAGUGAAGAUCAUGCAAAGGUACCACAUUCGUCACUUAAAGUAGAUGGUGAAAAAUUCGCAUCUGCUCUUCAAAAGGCAAUGGACAGUGUUAUUGAGAAGGAACCAUUGAUCACAAAGUAUGAUACAUUAGUUGGAGACGGUGAUUGUGGUGAAACUUUGAAGAAUGGAGCAACUGGAAUUUUAGAGGCAUUGAAAAAUGACUCUGAGUUCCGGAAAAACAUAAAUGAUCCUGUUGCUACUUUGAGUGCGGUCACGGAAAUUGUCGAGGACAAAAUGGGUGGAACCUCUGGUGGGUUGUAUGCAAUUUACUUGACUAGUUUAGUGAAGAAUUUGAGCAACGCCAGUGAAAUCUCUAGCUCGGUCGUUGCUGAGGCAAUCUACGAUGCACUCUAUGAUGGACUUUUUAAAUAUACUAAGGCGCGUGAAGGUGGCCGUACUUUAGUUGAUACUUUGCAACCAUUUGCGAAUACAUUGAAAGAGACAGGAGAUCUUUCCUCGCUGGUUGAAGCUGCCCGGAAAGGCUGCAAAAACACUGCCGAAUUACAUGCCAAGUUCGGACGUGCUUCUUACGUCAGCGAAGAGGAUUUCAAAAAGGAGGGUGGUAUUCCCGACCCCGGCGCAGUGGGACUUCUCGCAUUGAUCGAAGGGUUUACAUCUUUGUACUAG
Molecule: messenger RNA, 1767 nt
Organism: Australozyma saopauloensis
Lineage: Eukaryota; Fungi; Ascomycota; Pichiomycetes; Serinales; Metschnikowiaceae
Gene: DAK2
Product: dihydroxyacetone kinase
Exons: 1
Coding region: 1-1767 (588 amino acids)
Biological process (GO): glycerol catabolic process
Cellular component (GO): cytosol
Molecular function (GO): glycerone kinase activity; ATP binding
Source: RefSeq, a predicted model, not a curated record